This is a messenger RNA of Notothenia coriiceps (black rockcod), 943 nucleotides long. It is a transcript of the gene dnttip1, whose product is annotated as deoxynucleotidyltransferase terminal interacting protein 1. NCBI's taxonomy places the organism in Eukaryota, Metazoa, Chordata, Actinopteri, Perciformes, Nototheniidae. Gene Ontology annotation, cellular component: nucleus. The transcript has 4 exons. Gene Ontology annotation, molecular function: DNA binding; nucleosome binding. The record is from RefSeq and is a predicted model, not a curated record. The annotation marks the transcript as partial.
GGCGUGAGUGCGUGAGAUAUGGGUUAAUUGCCCUGGCCUAAGAGCAGAAACUCGAGUAAACAAUGUUAGCUGAGAACAGAGCCUUAUCUACAUGGGCCAGGCCUAUACUGUUAGCCAAACUCCAGACAAUGUUAAUAAUAAAAAUGGUAAAGUAAUAAUAAUAAUAAAUCCCUUUUAUCCGUUGUUUUUAUUGGAGUUGUGGUGCUCAAUUGUGAAGGGGCUAACCGGAAGCGUGUAGCCUGUUGGCUGCUGUUAACUUCACAGUGGAAUUAACUUCCUGACACAAACUAAUAUCAGCUCUUGUGAGAAAUAUCUACUUUCGGUUGAUCCGAAAACCUCCGUCAGCCAAGAGCCAGAGUCACUAACCGGUAAACAGCUGGUAAAGGGGCUCUUUUAACGGAAACAGCUGUUAGCUCCAGUUAGCCUAGCUUCGGAUACACACGGACCGUGUGAUGGGGGCGCAGCGCAGUGAGGGAGGCCGGGAAGGGCUGCUGCUGGACGGGGAGCAGGAGGAGCAGAGACCGGCGCCGUGGAACCUGAUGAUCAAACACCGACAGAUCCAGCGCAGAGGACGCCGCUCACACAUGGCCGUCAGCUACACAGACCCUCAGGUGUCGAUGGAUCUCUUGAGGGCGGUGCUUCAGCCGAGCUUCAACGAUGACAUCAUGGCCGUGUUCAGGAAGUACCAUAAGUUCUUUGACAAAGCGGCGCAGAACGUGAAGGAGAACGUCAGCGAGGAGGUGCAGACGGAUCAGCUGAUCAGAGAGGCCUGCAGGAACGCUCUGGAACACGUGAGCUCACUUCCUGUUGCUCUCAUCACAUAUGAGUUCACUUCCUGUUGUUUCCUCCUUAUGCUCUCGAGGUUUCUUAAUACUCUAAUUUCCCCUCCUCGACUCCUUUCCUCGACUCCUAUCCUCGAUACUUGGUCCCGCCCACAGGAGAU